AUGAGUCAAAACAACUCGGUCAGAGUUGUAGUCGACAAAGACACAGUUUCACGGUUUGCAUCGUGCCAAUCCGCAACGUUGAACCAUCUCAACAAGUACGAAACACUCACAAACACGCUUAACUACCUGCUAUCGUACUCCGUGGUCUCUGGCACGGUUUCUGCAUUCCUCACAGUGCUAUACCGCGCCAGACUGGUUGCUGUUGACUCCCCCAAGUCGCCACAGGUAGUGAAAAAGGGCUACAACGCCGGCGUUGCUGGCGUGCGGAAACUGGACGAGUGGUUCAACCUUUUAGUUUUGCGCGAGGGACUCGAUGAGUUUCUAAGCCAGUAUCACACACACAGCGGCAAGCCCGGGUUUUGGGUCGUUUUCUAUUUGCUCGACUAUUUUGCCAACGUCUCAAACCUGGUUUUGAAAGAACUCGUGGUAAAGCCUCUCAAGCUGGGCAAAAAACCCUCUGGACCAGCAGAAGCAGCACACGAAUUGGACAUUGAUGGAGGUGCGUCGAACGGCCACACACACCCCGACAACUUGCCCCAUAUAAAGGAACUAGCAGGAACCACCCGUUCUUUGGGUCACGAACUACAAUCCAAAUUGCAGUCAGACUACAUCGGGCCCACCAGAACGAAGUUGCAGCAGGGAUACAUUGAUCCAACCAAAGAUAGAAUAAACGGUACUAGAGACUACGUUACUGAAAAGUACGGUGAGUUUAUCAAGCCCACUUACGAUGCAGCUUAUCAAACGGUUUCUGAAAAGUACGAAGGCAAUUUCAGCAAAUCUGAGAGUGUUCCGAGAGCUAUUGUAUCUACGGGCGUUGACCUAGGUCAGUUAACAAUAGGGAAAUUGAAAAAUGGAGUCGCUCACGGAGUUGACGUCGUCGAGCCCAAGGCCAAGGGUUUUUCCGAUGAAAUCAGCGAAAGGGCUGCCUCUGUGCUUCAAACCACCGAAAACCUUACCAAGCAAGCUGCUUAG
Molecule: messenger RNA, 972 nt
Organism: Lachancea lanzarotensis
Lineage: Eukaryota; Fungi; Ascomycota; Saccharomycetes; Saccharomycetales; Saccharomycetaceae
Gene: PLN1
Product: LALA0S12e00496g1_1
Exons: 1
Coding region: 1-972 (323 amino acids)
Source: RefSeq, a predicted model, not a curated record